CACAAUUUGAAAAAUGGCGGACGAAGCUGUGGAAAAUGCUGCACAGGUGCUGGGUACAUUGAAAGAGGCAUUCACUCCACCAAGAAGAGGCAAUCCUCCUCGAAUUCGCAAGAAAAAUAAGCUGAUAUUUGGUGACGAAGAUGACGUUGUCGCUGCUAAAAGUCCAAAGAAACAAUCAAGGCACAGUGCAAGCAAGAGCCAGGGCAAACAAUCCAAUAGAAAGACUGCUGCAACAGCUAGUAGCAUUGGACUAAUUCAGCAAAAGGCAGCAGUUCUAAGUACACCUGACAAGAAGGUUGCCCAAACAAUAGGUGUCCGCCUCAGGAACCUCCUGAAACUACCUAAGGCACACAAAUGGGUCUGCUAUGAAUGGUUCUACUCAAACCUUGACAAGCCUUUGUUUGAGGGAGAGAAUGAUUUCUCUAUAUGUCUACGUGAGUCAUUCCCACAGCUGAAGACAACCAAACUGUCCAGAGUAGAGUGGUGUAAAAUCAGGAGACUGAUGGGCAAACCAAGGAGGUGUUCCCCAGCAUUCUUCGAAGAGGAGAGGAGAGCUCUGAAUGCCAAGAGGUGCAAGAUCAGACUGCUUCAACAGAGAAAAGUUACAGAACUAACCAACUUUAAGGACCUGCCCCCUGAGAUUCCUAUGCCACUUGUUAUUGGAACUAAAGUAACAGCACGUUUGAGACAACCCCAAGAUGGACUGUUCACUGGGACAAUAGAGGCCUUAGAUACAGUACACAAUACAUACAGAGUCACCUUUGAACGUGGAGGCCUUGGCACACAUUCUAUACCUGAUUAUGAAAUACUGAGCAACGAACCUCAAGACACAUUACCCAUUUCCGCCUUCCAACAGAAAAAUCGCCAGAGGAAUCCAUUCCUGUCGCCACCGCGAUUUAUUCCUGGACUAAGCUCUCCCCAACUUGGAGAUAAUGACCCCCUCCUUGGGGCAUCGCCUCUUAAGGGUCGCAUCUUACAGAUGGAUGGAGGAACAUACGGUGGAUUUCCAAUAAAGUUUUUAGUCCUGGUUACCCGGUUAUCAAAAAUAUUAACAAUAAAAAAGGAGAAGGUGAAAGAGCUACGGGAGAUGAAUACUCAAGCUGAAAAAAUGCUUGCUUAUCUAUUCCAGAAAUCAUACGUGGAGCCAAUCACAAUAGACUUCCAGAAGAAAUAUGCAGGGCUCGUGCUGGAGUUGGAAAGAUUGAACAAAGACCUGAAUGACUACCUCAACCAAAUUCAAGAGCUGGUACCAGAUACAGGAAUGAACGUGGUGGACCAACCUAACGAGAUCAAGCAGAAAUGUGACAACGAGGCUGAGCAGAUAGUGAAGAGUACAAAUGCCAGUCAGGGCUACAAGCGCAUGGCUAAAAAUGAUAAUUCCCUCGAACUCAUCACCAAACUAACCUCAAUCAUGUUGCAAAUAAAGACAUUUGCUGAAAACGACAGCAACUCAUUUGAGUUCAAGUCUCUCCAGGACACAUUGACAGAAAUAAAAGGUUCUUUGGAUCCAAACAACCUAGGGGUGUUCCAGAACAAUGUUGAGAUCCACGUUAACCACAUACAGAGUGGGCUCAGUCAGAUGGGAAACCUUCAUGCAUUCUCAACAGCAGCUCUAAAGUUCUGAAUCACUACACCAUGGACUAUGGGUUGACACAACCAGUAAUGUUAGUGAGGCUCAGAGGUUUCUUGGUUGACAUUGAGGAAUAUGAUUAAUAUUGAGGCAUUUGGUUGAUCUCAAGGCAUCAUGAUUGACAUUGAGGCAUUUGAUUGCCCUCAAAAAAAUUUGAUUGACAUUAAGAUAUCUUGGUUGGACUAGAUACACUGUGUUUGACAUUGAUGUAUGAUUGACA
Molecule: messenger RNA, 1850 nt
Organism: Owenia fusiformis
Lineage: Eukaryota; Metazoa; Annelida; Polychaeta; Sabellida; Oweniidae
Source: the annotation of a GenBank genome assembly